Messenger RNA from Epinephelus moara (kelp grouper), 8541 nucleotides. RefSeq names its product Ets2 repressor factor (gene erf). Gene Ontology annotation, molecular function: DNA-binding transcription factor activity, RNA polymerase II-specific; sequence-specific DNA binding. The record is from RefSeq and is a predicted model, not a curated record. Bases 648 to 2567 code for a protein of 639 amino acids. Lineage: Eukaryota; Metazoa; Chordata; Actinopteri; Perciformes; Serranidae. Gene Ontology annotation, cellular component: nucleus. Gene Ontology annotation, biological process: regulation of transcription by RNA polymerase II; cell differentiation. The transcript has 5 exons.
CAGAGGAAGGGGGGGUUGAGAGAACACGAAGUGAGUGAGUGAGUGGAAAAAGAAAAAGUCUGUGCCGGAGAAAGAGAGGGGCAGAGAAAGAACAGAGUUGGCUUUGGGCUUUUUUGUUCCCUUUCAGAAGCGCCGCUGUUUUGACUGUCGGUGAGGAUGAUGAUGUGGAGGAGGAAUCGACCAUGCGACAUCGUUGCAACAAUCGGGAUGAAAAUUUAGACUCGUCGCAUUCCGCUGCUCCAGCACCGACCAACGGCAGCAGGGCUCCUCCAAACUUCGACCUGCGCCAUUCAGACCUGGGCGACUGGAUUUCCCCCCAGAGGCUCGGGGCAACUUUUUACAUCAGACGCCGCGUACUUAUGAACAGAUACCCCGGCACAAAACUUUUUCAGCACACGCCGAUGUGUCGAGAUAAAACGCAGAAGCUUAUGUGACGUUAGCGGAGUUUUUUCCCAACUUAAAACCGAGUACCUAACCGGGUAGGGUCUUUUCUAACAAGCCACUUGUGAGAACAACACCGGAGGAAGGAGUGGAGUGUCACUGCUAACUUCGCUAGCUAACUUGGCUAAAGGCUAGCUAACUGAAGUCUAAAGUUACGAGUCGACGGGGAAAGUGACUGAAGCAGCACACCGAAGCCGGCAACAACGAUGAAAACCCCGGCAGACACGGGGUUUGCCUUCCCGGAUUGGGCCUACAAGCCUGAGUCGAGCCCUGGCUCCAGACAGAUCCAGCUGUGGCACUUCAUCCUGGAACUGCUGAGGAAGGAGGAGUAUCACGACGUCAUUGCCUGGCAGGGAGACUAUGGCGAGUUUGUCAUCAAGGACCCAGACGAGGUGGCUCGCUUGUGGGGGGCGAGGAAGUGCAAGCCACAGAUGAACUACGACAAGCUCAGCCGAGCACUAAGAUACUACUACAACAAGAGGAUCCUCCACAAGACCAAAGGGAAGAGGUUCACCUACAAGUUCAACUUCAACAAACUCGUGCUGGUCAACUACCCUUUCAUCGACAUGAGCUCUGGUCGAGUCCCCCAGAGUGCCCCUCCAGUGCCAUCUGGAGGCAGCCACUUCCGUUUCCCCCCUUCCACUCCAUCAGAAGUCCUUUCCUCCAGUGAGGAGCUGCGCAGCCCGGGCAUGUUCAGCAGUGUGGCUCGCCGUAUGGCCCGUGGCUCUGUGAGCGACUGCAGUGACGGCACCUCCACCAACUCAGAGCUGGAGGAGACCGUGGGGGCCGAUGAGCGAGGCGUGGGGCCUGAACGGGCUUACAGGGGCCUGCUUCCUCCCCGCCUGCCUCACGAGUCUCUCUUCAGGGUCUACGGCGGGGCCCCAAACCCAGCAGGGCUCGGCAGACAUGGCCCCAGGGUUCACCCAGAUCCUCUGUCUCCAUUCCCUGUCUCCCCGCUGCCAGGCCCCGGGGGUCUUCUGGCCCCAACUCUGUCCCCGGCCCUGUCCAUGACCCCCACCCCCCACCUGCCCUACACCCCUUCCCCCUCCCUGUCCUCCCCCAUGUUGGGUUCCCACUUCUCCUUCAACCCGGAGGACAUGAAGCACUACCUGCAGGCCCACACCCAGUCCGUCUACAACUACCACCUCAGCCCCCGAGCUUUCCUCCACUACCCCAACAUCAUAAUCCCUCAACCCCACCGCCCGACCCCAGAGAAGCCAGCCACCCAUCAUCUCCACGGCCCACCCCUACCGCUUCCUCAUUCGCUCAGCCAGCAGCCAGGAGGCGGGGAGGAGGGGCAGCAGCACCCGUCACCGUUCAAGUUCAAGCUGCAGCCACCGCCGCUUGGGCGCAAACAGAGAGAAUCUGGGAGCUCAUUGGCUGCUGCUUCUUCCUCCUCUUCCUCCAGUCAAUCCUCCUCAUUCACAGGGUCUAGUCAGAUAAUCAACUCUGCCUUGGCUGCGGGGCCUCCGAAGAUCAAGGUUGAGCCCAUAUCAGACAUAGAGUCAGAGGAAGAGGUGGAGGUGACUGACAUCAGUGAGGAGGAAGAGCUCAAUCAAAUUGACGAGGAUGACGAAGGUCACAUCUUUACCCCAACAGCUAGUCAUCAUCUUCAUAUGCUCAACAACCAUCACCAAGCUAAUGGGAAUGGGAGCAACCUCUCUGCCCCUCCGCACAUUAACCCUGAUGACGACCCCGAUGACGACGAAGAGGUCUUUAAGACUCCUGCCACUCCUCCCAUCGGCAGCGGCAGCUUGGCCUUCCCUCUGAUCAACCUGAAGAGCGAGCCGGGUCAGCCAGCGCCCAUCAGCCCCGGGGGCACGCGAUGUAUCCCGCUCAAACUCCGCUUCAAACGCCGCUGGAGUGAAGACCAGAAGAUGGAGGCGGACGGAGAGAGGGACGAGGCAGAGGACAAGAAAGUGAGGGCUGAGGGAGACGAGGAGGUGGAGGGGAAGAGAGAGGAGACAGGCAGGAGAGUAGGGGAGACGGAGAAUGGGGGAGGAAGAGGCGGAGCGGGAGGUGUUAUUUUGGGGUUGAUGCUGCCACCGCCUCCCACCCAGCGCAGAGCGAGCUCGGAGCUGCAGAGGGCUACAGCACAGCUGUCUCUGGAAAAUACUGGCUGCUGAGCUUCACAUGCACACACAGGGGACAUAGACACAAAACACACACCUCUCUGAGUCUUGUCAACAAACUUAAUAGUUUUAUGUAGAACAUAAUGCUUGGUGGUUUGUUAGCGAUAGUAGUGAACACAGGUUUUGCGUAUUUAAAGGGACAGUUCAACACAAUCAAAAAUGCUUAUUUUUCCUCUUACCUGUAGUGCUGCCUGUCAAUAUAGAUUGUUUUGGUGCGAGUUGCAGUGUUGGAGACAUCGGCUGUAGAGAUGUCUGCCUUUCUCAUAUAAUGGAACUAGAUGACACCUGGCUUUUUGUGCUCAAAGCGCCAAAAAAAUACAUUAUAAAAACUCUUGUAGGAACUACGUUCUUUUUACCGAGCUACACCUGACAACCAUAUCACUCCCCGGAAAGAGGUUGCAUCUACUGCUAGCUCACCUAGCUCCUCAGCUGAGCUAUCUAACGUUACAGCUCAGCCGAGAACGACGGCAUUAAUGUUUACAUCUCACACUGUCACAAGCACAAACUUCUUGUCCAUGAGUAGAUGCACCCUUCCUUCUGUGUGGCAAUGCGGUUGGUGGGUGUAGUUUGGUCGGAAGAACAUAGUUCCUACAUGAAAUUGCUCACAUCAAGGUGUGAGGAUUAUCUUGUCAACUGGGUCAUAAUUUCUGGAAAGAGACACUUUGAGCACCACAAGCCGAGCGCUACCUAGUUCCAUUAUAUUGGAGAGAAGGCAGACAUCUCUACAGCCGAUAUCUCCAACACUCAGCAGCUCACAUCAAAGGACUGAUAUUCUGAUAAGUAGCACUACAGGUAAGAGACAAAAUAUGUGUUUAUGAUGUUGUGGUGAGCUUGUCCUUCAAAGGUGGAGAAUGGAGACAGUAGCUAAAAGGUGAUUACAUGAACACACUUUAAAGUUGUCAGGACGUGUGCAUGUAUCAUAUGAAGGAAAUUGUUUUUUGUGCAUUAAUUAAAGGAGCUAUUGGACACUUUGUACUGACCUCACAGCCUCACAAGCUCCUUAAAUGACUUGACACAAAAUAUAAUUUCACCUGCAUAUGUUACAUUUCCAUGCUGACACGGUAGUAAAGAACAAGAUGAUGGUGUUAGCAUAAUUUCCUCCCUGUUCCUUCGUUCCCUCCUGUGGUCAGUACUGUCAGCAAGCAGCCACUAGGCAUUAUGUGAAACCAUAAAGCAUAGACGUGCCUGUGCAGCCUCUGAUGCACUGAGAGGCAUGACACCUUUGUGCCCCUGGUACUCCAUCAGACAUGAACACAGCAGGUAGUAUUUUUGCUGGGACUCACAACAUUAGGAGGAACUUACUCUGUAUAUUGACUCGUGACCCAUUUUUAACACCAGAGCCCUACAGAGAGGGAGUCUACUCUUAAUAUCUCUUAGGAAUUGCACACUUCAAUGCCGCCUUGCCCUCACAGCGCCAGUUAAAUCCACCAGGGAUCACCUCACAUCACACCUGUGCCCCGAUUAUGUCUUUUAAUGGGUCUAUUUGUUCGUCUGGUGCAGUGAAACGAAUCGCAGUCACCCUAAAGAGUACAAAGGCAGCCUGAAUUGUACAGCAGUAGAUUUUCUCACCCACAUCUGCCUCACUUGAAAGUAGUGAGCCGGCCCUCCUUUUUCUCCCCCCUCUCUCAUCUGUACUCAACCAUAACGAGAUGGACAGAUCCUAAUGUUACUAAAAACACUUAAAAAAAAAAACCCUGAUAGAGAUUACAGAAGUGCCUCUCUGUCUGCACCCAUCACCAAGCAGUCGUUUACAAGAUGGAGGGCAGUGAGGGGAAGGAAGAAAUGCUCCGCUGGAUCCUACAGACUUAAGAGGGUAAUUAGAAAGAGCUCUCCAAUCACAGUCUUUUCUCCAGGAAGCAACUCGGACACUAUGAGACUGCAUCAGGGCCAGACUGAGUGCUCUCCUCAUCCUCAGCUCAUUCACUACAGUGUAUAAAGACAUGAAAUGAGGAGUGGGAUUGUACAUCUUGAGGACAAGUUAAACUAAACCGGAGCGGGAGAGGAAGAUUGUGACCUCCCAACCUCUGACCUGCUACACAGGACGUUUGUUAGCCAGCACAUGGUUUCCACUGUACAGAGAAAAAAAACACCUCAGAGGAAAGAGCCGGAUCCUUCUCUCUCUUCACUUGUUGAGGACAUGAGGAAGCAGCUCCUAGAAAGGCUGUAAUUACAGACACACUUGUUUCUGAAUGUGUGUGCGUGGACCCAAAGCUGGCAUAAACAUCACCGUGCCCUCGAGGACAGAAAGGGCGUCCCGACUUUCUGUGUCCCUCCGUGACUUCGCACAGUCUUUGAGGGGUUUUGGAGGUUUGAGGGCAUUUGUAGUGUUUUCUCCCUCUAACAAACAGCUCUCCUCUGCAUUCCCCCCGUUUGUUCUUUACAGACUGUAUUCUUUCUGUCAAAGGAGGCAUGUGCCUCGCAAUGAUAUGGACAGUAUUUUAGGGCAUUUGCAGUGAUCUGAGGAUUUUCUGUAUUUUGCAGAGAACAGCCGAAUCUGUUCACGUGACAUUUUGAGAAGCGACAAUUGACUUGCUUUGUCUACAGGGGCGAAAUUGGGAGAAAUGUGAUGAAUGUCGCGCAUCAAGGUAAACUCAGGCAAACCUUCAACUGAGAUAUCGAGAAACAAACUUAUUUUUAUGACAUUUUAUUCAUAUAGUUUUAAAAGGACAAAAAAGAGCAUUGCACCCAUGUUAACGAACAAACAAUUCCAAAUAAGAUUGUGCCUUUAUUAAGCCAACGAGUUUUUAGAGUUACCCCCAGCAAAAUAUUUUAUCACUCACUCACAGUACCACCAUGCCUUCUGUUUUUUUGUAAAAGAGAGAUACAGAAUAAGUAAAUCUACACAUAUAUAUUUUAUUCAAAUAUAUAUUGAAUUCAAAUAUUAUAUUUCAAUAUGGUCAUUUGAUACAAAUCAGGAAAAUCCUACUAUUUUUAAUGGUAAAGAUAUGUAUAUAUUCUAAUGGACAUAUUAUUACCAGUAUAAUUCAGCCUUUGCCUUCUCACCCUUGCCUUCUCUUGACCGUUGAGCUGCAGUGACAAAGGCCCAAUGGUGUCAGAGUUUUAUAUUUAUAUCGUUAAAAUGAAAAAAAAAAAACAAAAAAAAAAAAACAGUUAUUGUGUAUUCAGGGGACGGAGGGUGUGACGGGACAAGGAUCAAAGAGCAAGCAGAAACGUUUAAGCAGAUCUGGGUCAAUUCAUGUUUUUCUUGUUGGUGGGCAUGUUUGUUUUAACAUCCCCAGAGUAGAGCUACAACUAUUAAUUGAUUAGUAGUCAAAAACUGUCUCAUUCCAACUUCUGAAAAGUGAAAAUGUUCUGGUUUCCUCACUCCUUUAUAACAGUGAACUGAAUAUCUUUGUGUUGUGGAUAAAGCAAGAUAUUUGAAGACGUCAUCUCGGUCCUUGGGAAACAUUGAUCAACAUUUUUCACUAUUUUCUGACACUUUAUAGACCAAACAAUGAUUAACCAUAAAUCUGUUAACCGCCGCCAGUAUUUUUGACCAGUUCUGUGUGUCAGUCUAUCGGUUAAAUGUGCUGCACCUCAGUUUAUCGUACUGUGCGUCAACAGGGUCUCUGUUAGGAGAUAGCUUGCGUUGUCACUCAUUCAGUCAUUACUAGCGUCUCGACCUCACAGACAUGGUAGCCAUCCUCUGGUCUCCCCCCAGGUCACCCUGGUGACAAAAUGGCUCAUUUUUUAGCUUUAGCAUCGUUAGCAGUGUCAGCACAGUUAGUGGUGCUAACAGGGUUAACAGUGCUAUAAGGGUUUUGCAGGUCAAAAUUAAGCUGCUUACUCAACACGACAACCUGGAGUGAGACCAGAGGGUGGCUACCGUGUUUUUCACAUGUCCCACCGCCUGGACAGCGUUACUGGCAGUAAUCUUCAGACCCAGUUGGUGCGCAGUGCAGAGCUACCAAGGCUAACGUUAGCUAACCAGUGGAGACAAGAGGCGAACAGAAAAUUUUAAAAAGCAAGACAUUUACAUCUCAGAACAUUAUAAUUAGACCACCAAAUAGAUAGCACCUUGAAUGCAGCACUAAAGCUAACUGAGUCAAUGGAGCACCGGAUUAAAAAGAAAGCCCUCUUUUAUUUCACAUCAUUUUCUUUUACCCGUAACUUAUUUGAUGGGUGUCAGGGUAUUGACAGCUAAAUUUACAGAAACAGACAUCCCUACAAACAGCUAAUGGAAUACUCAAGAAAAUACUCCACAGAAUAAUUGACAGUUGCAGUUCUGCCCAGGAGUAGCAGAGAGGCAGGUUAACCACAUCAGGACACAGAAAGGUGAAUUAAAUUCACCCCACCCGCCUCCAUCUAAAACGUCUAGCAGCCACUGUUUGACCCCAAUCUGCUUAAAAACCGUGGAGGCGCAGGUUGUAACAGGAGCUGGUGACGGACUCGGGUGUUCAGAUUCUGAUUGGACGACACAGAUAUACAUGCAGCUCUGCGUCACCUCGCAAAGCCGGCAGGACCGCAGCUGCUGAUACAACUGGACUUUGGUUUGAGCGUGGACCGUGGACUCAAGUGGCUUUGUGUGAACUCAGUGUGUCUGUGUGUGUUUGUAUGGGCUGGUCUGAACCCUGCCCACACACACACACACACACACACACACACACACACACACACACACACACCGUCCUGGUUACAGUGAGGCUUUACUGUGGCUAGAAUAAAGGGAAACAUGACAUCACAUGUGACAUCAGACGCCCCCACAGUCUCUCUGGAGUAGACGGCAAACCAUAGAAACUACACACACAUUUACACACAAACACACACACAGAGGAAAUGGCAUCACAAAACCUCAGAACGGAGUGGGGAGAGAGGGACUUCCCAUAACCUGACUCGCACAUUCUGCGUGGUGUGUACGUGUACUUGUGUAUGUGGAUGUGUGGUUUCUAUGGUUAUGCCAUCCACACAAACACAAACUAUUACACACAGCCUAGUGAAGACCAGCCAUAUGAAGUGUCGGCUCGGGUUAUUAUUCAGUCCCAGUAUUCUUGUCCGGAUUGUCCAACCAGCUCCAGUCUAAUUUUGAAAAGGUUAUUUUUCUUCAGCAGGCACAAAAAACUUUUACAUCUAUCCUUCCAAUGUGUUUAAAAUGUUUGAAUCAGCAUUAAAAAGGGUCAAACCUCUGGUCACUGCUAAAAGUGUCAGCAGAACAAUAAAACAUUUUAGGGAACUUGAAGGAUAGCUGCAUCAGUGUAACAGUGUCUGAUAAAGAAGAAUAAAGAACACUGAGCUGUACCUGAACCGUUGCACCUGUGCUGCCUUUACCUGUCGUGGCUUCAAACUCAAAACACAAGAGAGUAACUGUUUCCCCAGCAGGUGGAUAUUUGCAACCCUUGGAUUUCAUUGAUGCUGUUCUUAUCAUUUUCUUCUGUAUUUUUUCAGACAUAUUACUGUUACUCCUGUAAUUAUUAUAUUAUUAACUAUUUUUGAUUAUUUUGUACCCUCUUGCCCAUGGCCUGCUCUUCUCCAUGACUUCCUGGUUUUCUGUGAGUUUUCGUUCCUGUUUGCACUCUUUCCCAUAAACUUCAACUAGUUGGCUUCAGUGCAGUCUUUUUUUUUUUUUCUUUUUCAGUCAUGCUAAUUUUGUAACCACGUUACCAUGGUCAAGAGGAGGGUCACUUAUUCCCCACAUGAUAUUCAGCAGGGGAAGAAACAAAUGUUCUCCUUUUUUUUUUUUUUUUGAUGUUGUAUAUAUAUUUUUCCCAUUUUGGAGGAUUCUGUAAGAAAAAAGAGCUUUGUACUGUUUAACCAUUGUAUUAUUUGAAAUGCGUUCCCCUGUCCUCUCUCUGGUCGUCUCUGUCUCUUCUCUCACAACCACCUCGACGGUGAGCUGUCACUCCAGAGGGGAGACGGAGACCUUUUGUUUUUAUCACGGAGGAACCACCUGUACUUCAGUUUCUCUUUUAUCUGUUCAUCUUCAUUUGUAAUUAAACAAUAAUCAGGGUUCAUUAAAAAAGGUAAAAAUGGA